Messenger RNA from Aspergillus versicolor CBS 583.65, 1923 nucleotides. RefSeq lists its product as uncharacterized. The coding region runs from base 1 to 1923 and encodes 640 amino acids. NCBI's taxonomy places the organism in Eukaryota, Fungi, Ascomycota, Eurotiomycetes, Eurotiales, Aspergillaceae. Gene Ontology annotation, molecular function: DNA end binding. The transcript is spliced from 2 exons. The record is from RefSeq and is a predicted model, not a curated record. Gene Ontology annotation, biological process: double-strand break repair via nonhomologous end joining. Gene Ontology annotation, cellular component: DNA ligase IV complex; nucleus.
AUGUCUGAAAAAUGGCAGCGACUGCAUCUCGCGAACAAAGGGAAUACCCCGCCUCUGCUGUUCAAAUAUUCAACGACAGCCAGCGGCUAUGAGCUUUACAUAACAGACCUCAACUAUAUAUGGUCUGAGAAUCUAGACAGGAAGGCCGUUCUCAAGCGAGCUGACGAAGAUGACACCACAAUUGAUCCAAGUGAAGACUUGGAACAGUUUAAAGUUCUCUUGCAGAAAAUCGGGGAGGGCUUGCAGAAUGAGCCUGGAAGCAAAACAUCACUCAAUCCCAAAACAAGAGGAAGCGCUCAUUCCCUGGAGUUCACCGUGACGUCCAAACUACCUGCUCCUCUCAGGCCACUGAGAUGGAAACUGUGUCUGUCCAAGGAGCCGCAGUCUUCCAUGACGAGCCAUUUACUGCUACCAUUUAUCAACGCCGAGGCUGACCGUGAGGCCUGCCAACAGUCCCUUAUUGAUGAGCUUAAUAAGAAGGACUGGGCUCUUGCAAAGAUAUUCGAUAAAAUUGAAGCUAUAGGAGUUGACCUAAGUACCAUCUUUCCCGGUACCUCUGGCCUCCGCAGCGCCGGUCGUAAGGGUCCAACUCUCGCACAGGCUGCGAAGUAUAUUAGGGGACUUGCGCCUUUCAACGAGCAGGCAUGGCGCGAGGAAGUAUUUAAAUCCUCUCCAAAUGCUGGUUUAUCCUCCAACAUCGUGGCGGAGAUGUCCGCUGGCUCGCGGGAUUCCGGAAAGCUCGAUUCAUUGAAUCCUCCACCAGACGAAUGGUGGACAGGCCUCACAAUAUCUGAUGAUACACUAACAGCUUCAACACUUGAAGGCGAUAGUAAGCCUGAGCCAACAGCCAAGCCGUUGGCAGAUGGCAUGGAUAUAGAUGCUGAUGCUGGGUCCGAGACCGGGGAGGAUGAUGAAUUCGAGCGACAAGAAACCCCCCCUCAUUUGAAGAAGCCAGAGAGUACGCCACAAAAGUCCACUUCGACUCGAAAGUACGAGGAUGAAGUCACACAAUCAGAGGACGAAGAAGCAACCUUCCCAAAACGUAAAAAGGAAGAAGAAACUAAGUCCAGGAUGGACGAUCAGCCGCCCCCUGCAAUGCGUCCCAAAGCCGCCCCAGCAGGGAAGCCAAAAGGUCUUGGUAAAAUUGGGGGCAAGAAGCAGACGAAACCGAAAUCACCAACACCAACACCGACAUUGUCACCGUCACCUUCACCGCAACCUCGUAAGACCGCUGCAGCAGAAAGUCCCUCCCCUCCACCAGUUAAAAAACAACAACAACCUGUAAACAAUGACGACGAUGAAACAACAGAUGGCGACACAGACGAUGAAGCCCAACCUAAAUUGCAACCAAAACCAAACACCCAGGACAACACGAAACCGGCCGCUAAGCCAUCCCGCGGGCUAGGCUUUAUUGGAGGCAAAAAGAAAAAACAGCCAACCCCAGAACCCGAACCCCAGCCUGAAUCGGAAUCAGACCUGGAGUCAGACGGCGACAGGAUACUUCCAUCCCGGGCCCAAUCACAAUCCCGGGCACCAGAAGCACAACCACAAUCUCCAGCGAAAAAGAAGCCUCUUGGUAGGAUAGGCGUCAUCGGGGGACAAAAGAAAGACAAGGCCAAAGAACAGAGUACGGAGAUGACGGAGCUUACACAGACAGAGACCACCUCUCCGCCAGCAGCGAAGACGACGAAGACGACGAAAGCGACGCCAGCGCAAGAAACAGAUGACGAAGAGAUCAAACGGGAGGAAGAAACACGUACUAGCUCUCCGCCUAAAGAGAAAAAGGUGGUGAAAAAGGAAACACCAAUAGAGCCAGAGCGCGAGGAGACGGAGGAGGAAAAGGCCGAUAGGAAGCGGGAGGAGUUGAAGAGGCAGCUUGAGGCAAAGAGUAAAGCCCCUGCGAAGAAGAAACGGAGGUUUUAG